UCUGAAGAAACCAACUACGGGCGCCGUUGUAGUUUGUUCGUAGCCUUUUCUCGAAAUUCAUUAAGAUGCAACUUCAGGCGUACAUUGCUUUGGGCGUUGCUUUGUGCUUCGCCUGUUACUGUCGUGCGGAGAAACUUGGGCAACCACAGGCUGUCGACCAGUCAGCUGUGCCCCUUCUCCGGUCCCCGUUAUACGAGCCGCUUUCUGGCCUUGCUGUUCAAAUAAAAGUGCUUCAAGCGAAAGUUCCGCAGCUUGGACAGUUUAUCGAUGAAGGUACUUCUGCUACAAUCCAGUAUGGUUACGUUUCCACACUUAUUCACUGGCUGUCCUCGCACAUGAAGCACGUGAUGGCACUCAUGUCUGCCCCUCCCCUGGGAACAAAGGCAGCCGACCUCGCGGGCAUUUUUGUUGUGAUGCGCCGUAAACUGGAACAGGUCAUUGCAGGCCUUCAUGUCCUCAUAAAUGUCGAAGGAGGGUCGCGCUUGGGAGAACGGCCGGCUCAGUUACGAACUACAGCCGAAAAAGCCCUACAAGCUGUGCUGCCCCUCCGAACAGCUCUCCUUGAGAAUGAAACAGACAUAAUCAAGCAUAAUGCCCAGGAACUUUUGCCAUCCAAAGCACUGUACCAGAUUCUGGGGCAACUCGAGGAGGCUCACACUCAGCCUAUAACAACUUCUAUGAGUUUCGUAGAAACUGUCAACUCCAAGCUUCAGGAGGCACGAACUGAAGUCAAGAGGAAACUUCGCAAGGCUGUCGAGUUUCUGAAAACCCUGAAGCACUGCGUCGCUGCUGACGCUGUUGGGUGGGAGAGGGCAGCCGCCCUUCGUUCGUUUAUGCAGACAAUGCACUUGCAUAAGGUUCCUGACUCUCACACCGUUGAGAACUCCGCAGCGAUCACUGCGACGACCCUGGAGAAGCUUUCGCCGGAGCCCGUUUACGGGCAAAGCGCUCCGACCGCCACAAUGUCAUGGCCGACAGCUGUGGCAAACCUAAACUUUCUCCAUACUGCUAUCGUGCCAGAGUUCACCGGGGUGGUAAAGAGAAUCGAGGCUGCAGAGAAGAUGUUGGCCGGUCUCCGGAGGAAGCUGCGUCGAGUAUCCUUCCUCCAUCAAACUCAGGGACGUGAAGCCCCGAUGGCAGUGGAAACCAAGUUAGAAGGCACCCAAGAGGAGGACACGGAUGACGACGGCAUAUUCGCAGUCAUCGGAGGCAUUCCCUUUUUCGAUUUUUAAUACGUGACCCAUCAAUGGCUGUAGCAGUGCCUCAGAGUUGGUGUGGGUUAGUUCACGCGUGGCGUCUAUUUCUCUGCGGCUGUAACUAUAAGAGACAGACACUCUUGCGGUUCUAAGUUCAUAAACUCUACAGUGGCAUC
This is a messenger RNA of Toxoplasma gondii ME49, 1372 nucleotides long. RefSeq lists its product as hypothetical. Bases 66 to 1232 code for a protein of 388 amino acids. The transcript is spliced from 13 exons. The record is from RefSeq and is a predicted model, not a curated record. Lineage: Eukaryota; Apicomplexa; Conoidasida; Eucoccidiorida; Sarcocystidae.